CCGACACCAGCAGCGCACAAGCCGCUUAAAGAUGGAAUCCAACUGGAGGGAGGAUUUAUUGUUCGGAGUACUGGAGAACAAUGAGAACCCAGCAGACCUCGUGAAGCCUGAUAUGGUCAAAGUAGUCGACCACAAGUCCCUGGAUAUGCAUAUUAAUUUCGAAACUGGUACAAAGGCAACUCCGUUGAACGUUGGAUGUACAAAAGGCGAUUCGUGUGGAACCAUCGAUGUCUUCGGGAUGAGAACAUCAGUACAAAGCGCCGAUCCCUUCUUCGGCGACAUCUACAGAACUCCAAUCAGUGCCAGCUACAGUCCUCCAUCGGUCCCAGUUGAGUCUCAAUGUGGGGAAGAGGUUUUCUCUAACUGUGAUGGCACUGCUUCGAGUGGUCAGCCACAACGUCAGCAGCAAGAACACCAAGCAGUUGAACUUCCUCGAGGUCAGUGGCCUGAGCAGCAAUGGUAUGAGCUCUCGUAUGACCAUCAGGUUGAGGGAAAUGUUGAGUUCCACUGGGGUGAGCAAUUUUUACAGCCAAUCAUGCUGCAGAAUGUCCAGAUGCUUGACCGUCUACAAAAGGAUCUCCAACCUGGUGAGCAGCUUGAAGAAUUUGUUGUUACUUCCCAGCAUUCAAUCCCAAAUGAAGAAUCUGUGGAAUAUAUGUCUAAGCACGAAGCAAACUUCAAAUUUUCUUCCGAGAACUCGCGUGGAUAUAUGUCGGAUUUAAAUGAUCUUGAUAGUUCGAAACCUAUUUAUGCUACUGAUGCAUAUCUUAAUUGGGCCGUGCCGGAAACACCUAUUCACUCACUCAAUGGGUCUGGAUCACCAUUUUCUCCUGCUUUUAAUAUUAAUCUUGAGUCUCCUAUCAAUCCAUGGAUUCUAUCUAAUGAUGUUGCAUUGACAAAUACAGCCGAGAAUACAUCACAUAAUCUAUUUGAUAUGAUUUCCAACUCCCCUCACCAAAUUCAAAGCAAGACUCUUCUUACGAUGAACUCUAUUACUCAACCAAACACCUCAGGAAACAUGGGUGAUACUUCGCUUGCUCCUCCAGUGUCUCGGGAAAAAGUUUUGUUUGACGCCAAAAUAAACAAAACGUAUACAAAACUCUUUAGCCCGUACAACAAGGUGAACUGUCCACUGUGUGGUAUUGUAUUUCCACGCAGAAGAUUCCUUGCGAUUCACAUAAAAUCACAUGGUGCUAAUAAGAUUUACAAAUGCUCCGUGUGCGACUGUUCCUUCAACAUAAAGGUCUCCCUUGAUAAACACAACAUACAAGCUCAUGGACCACCGAUGGCCAAGAAUAAUAUCCUGGAUCAGCAACAAAAGGAUAACUUGGCAAGCCCCCGGACUCGUGAGCCAAGCCCCUGGACUCGUGAGCCAAGCCCCCAGAUUCGUGAGCCAAGUCCCCGGACUCGUGAGAACAGCACCCGGACUCGUGAGCCAAGAACCCGGAUUCGUAAGCCAAGUCUCCGGACUCGUGAGCCAAGCACCCGGACUCGUAAGCCAAGUACCCGGACUCGUGAGCCAAGUACCCGGACUCGUGAGCCAAGACCCCGGACUCGUGAGCCAAGCACCCGAACCCGUGAGCCAAGCACCCAGACUCGUGAGCCAAGCAUCCCGGCCUUACAGCAAAGCAUCCAGACUCCACUAAGUAGUUUGUUACAUACACUUGAAACUUCGUCUGCGCCUGAAGUGUUUCUGGUUAAGCUUUUCCUUGACUUCUUAGAAGAAAAAAAACAUCAAAGUUUUCUUUGUAACCCGGACUGCAAAAUGAGCUGUCAACUGUGUGGUGUUUCAUAUACAAACGAAGAAAAUCCUGUGAAUCACACGAGGUCCCAUGGAGCUAAUAAAAGAUAUCGGUGUACCAAGUGUGAUUGUUCAUUCAAGCAGAAGGUCAACACUGACGAUCAUAGUGUACUCGCUCAGGAGGCACCCAUCAUCAGUGAGGUCACCCAGGCUCAGCAAGAAGGAAGAGACUUGGCAAACAUGUCGACACCUGGGCCAAUCAUGUCGACUGUUUUGCCGAGCGCCCCGAGCGUGCCGCCGAGCGCCCCGACCGUGCAGCCGAGCGCCCCGACCGUGCAGCCGAGCGUCCCGACCGUGCCGCCGAGCGCCCCGACCGUGCAGCCGAGCAUUCCGACCGUACCGCCGAGCGCCCCGACCGUGCAGCUGAGCAUUCCGACCGUACAGCCGAGCGCCCAGACUCUGCAAAUCACUUCGCCAGAUACACUUGAAAUUUCGUCAGCUCAGGCUAAGCUUUUCUUUAGCUGCAAAAGGAAAAGAAAACAAAGUUUCUCCAGCCCGGACUACAGAGUGAACUGUCAAUUGUGUGGUGUUUCAUGUACAAACGUAGACGAUCAUGUGAAUCCCACGAGGUCCCAUGGAGCUAAUAAAAGAUAUCGGUGUACCAAGUGUGAUUGUUCAUUCAAGCAGAAGGUCAACAUUGAAGAUCGUAAUCUACUCUCUCAUGAGGCACCCAUCAUUAGUGAGGUCACCGUGGCUCAGCAAGAAGGGAGAGACUUGGGAAGCAUGUCGACGCCUGGACCUAGAAACUCAGUAGACGGGCACGGGACUUCAUCUGUUCCUCUACUGUCUCAGGAAAAUGUUCACUCUAACUACAAAGAUAAAAAAACACGUAAAAGACCAUUUAACCCGCACUUCAAGGUGAACUGUCCACUGUGUAGUAUUACAUACGCCAAUAAAGGACAUCUCAAGAAUCACAUGAAAUGCCAUGGUGCUAAAAGGUAUUAUAGUUGCUCCAUGUGCGAUUGUUCUUUCAACAAGGAUGUCAACCUUGUGAAACAUAAUUUACGCGCUCACACGGGAUCGACGCCCAGGAAAAGCAUCUUGGCACAGCAACAAAGCAACAAGGGAAAGAUUUGCUAAAGAGCGUGAUUCCUCGGUCCAGUAGUUAUGUGCAUACAUGUGACACUUAGUUUACUCCCCCCACUGUCUCAGGCUAAGGUUAUCUUUAGCUGCAAGAUGAAAGAAACACUUCAAAUAUGCUUUAAACCAUAUUGCAAAGUCAUCUGUCCAUUGUAUGGCAUUUCCUUUGUAAGAAAAGGACAUCUUAUGAAUCAAUAAAUCUCACAAUGGUAAUAAGAUAGGUGUUACAUGUGCAAUUGUUCCUGCACCCGGAAAACUUGCAUUGAUAAAUAUGAUUUUUCACUAUUAUAAGGCAUCGAAGACCUACAAUGUUUUUAUGGAACAUCAAAAAGAUUAAUUCUUCCCUCUGUUGAAGCUGAAUUAUUAAUUUCGUGACUGACAGCUCAAGUCGCUUGACCAUCUUACAUUAUAUAAUUUAUUGUUUAGAAUAAAUAUGUAUUUUCGGUUUUAAGUAUUUCUUUCUAAUCAGUAUUUUGUAGUUUUUAAUUUCUUUGUUUAUUUUUUGUUAAAUGAUAUAAUGCAUGAAAAUCCUCCAGGAUUUUCCUUAUUUUAA
Messenger RNA from Procambarus clarkii (red swamp crayfish), 3434 nucleotides. Its product is annotated as zinc finger protein 48. The record is from RefSeq and is a predicted model, not a curated record. NCBI's taxonomy places the organism in Eukaryota, Metazoa, Arthropoda, Malacostraca, Decapoda, Cambaridae. Gene Ontology annotation, molecular function: RNA polymerase II cis-regulatory region sequence-specific DNA binding; DNA-binding transcription factor activity, RNA polymerase II-specific. Gene Ontology annotation, biological process: regulation of DNA-templated transcription.